Messenger RNA from Sinocyclocheilus rhinocerous, 4213 nucleotides. RefSeq names its product regulator of nonsense transcripts 1-like. Lineage: Eukaryota; Metazoa; Chordata; Actinopteri; Cypriniformes; Cyprinidae. The record is from RefSeq and is a predicted model, not a curated record. The transcript is spliced from 24 exons. Gene Ontology annotation, biological process: nuclear-transcribed mRNA catabolic process, nonsense-mediated decay. Gene Ontology annotation, cellular component: cytoplasm. Gene Ontology annotation, molecular function: RNA helicase activity; ATP binding; zinc ion binding.
ACGUCACCGCGCUCGAGUGGGAGUCGAGUCUUCUCCGGAAUCGUUUGCUUUCAUUUCUGCACGAGCCCGUCUCGCGCCGUUUCCUUCUCUUCCCUUCGAACCAAAACAAACGUCGCCCGACGCGCUUCGGUCGCUCGUUUCCCCGCACCGCUGAGGGAUUUUUCGGUGUUUUCUGCGAAAAGGCGGCCAGCAAAGCCAGAAAAAGAUGAGUGUGGAGGCGUACGGGCCGAGCUCGCAGACGCUCACCUUCCUGGACACGGAGGAAGCGGAGCUGCUCGGGGCCGACACGCAGGGCUCCGAGUUCGAGUUCACCGACUUCACACUGCCCAGCCAGACCCAAACUCAGGGCCAGACCCAGAGUCAACUCGACAACCAGGUGAAUGGGCCUGAUGGUGUUCUGCCCAAUGGAGAAGAUGCAGUGGUGAAGACCAGCCAGCUUCUGGCCGAGCUGAACUUUGAGGAGGAUGAGGAAGAUACUUACUACACUAAAGAUCUGCCGGUGCAUGCCUGCAGCUACUGUGGCAUCCAUGAUCCAGCAUGUGUGGUCUAUUGCAACACCAGCAAGAAAUGGUUCUGCAACGGCCGCGGUAACACCUCUGGCAGUCAUAUUGUGAACCACUUGGUGAGGGCCAAAUGUAAGGAGGUGACGCUGCAUAAGGACGGACCGCUGGGAGAGACGGUUCUGGAGUGCUAUAACUGCGGCUGCCGUAAUGUCUUCCUGCUCGGCUUCAUCCCGGCUAAAGCCGACUCUGUUGUGGUGCUUCUGUGCAGGCAGCCGUGUGCCAGUCAGAGCAGUCUGAAGGACAUUAAUUGGGACAGCUCUCAGUGGCAGCCCCUCAUCCAGGACCGCUGCUUCCUGUCCUGGCUGGUGAAGAUCCCGUCUGAACAGGAGCAGCUGAGGGCCCGUCAGAUCACAGCACAGCAGAUCAAUAAACUCGAGGAGCUCUGGAAGGAAAACCCAACAGCGACCCUGGAAGAUUUGGAGAAACCUGGAGUGGAUGAGGAACCUCAGCACGUUCUGCUGCGAUACGAAGAUGCCUAUCAGUACCAGAACAUCUUUGGGCCGCUGGUCAAACUAGAGGCUGAUUAUGACAAGAAACUCAAAGAGUCCCAAUGAAGAUGCAAUAGUACUGAUAUGAUGAUGAUUGCGUUAGUACUGAAUAAAAAGCGGAUAGCUUAUUUCACUCUGCCCAAGACGGAUUCAGGUGACAUGCGACUGAUGCAAGGAGACGAGAUCUGUCUGCGGUAUAAGGGAGACAUGGCUCCACUGUGGAAAGGGAUUGGACACGUCAUCAAAGUCCCGGACAAUUAUGGAGAUGAAAUCGCCAUCGAGCUACGCAGCAGUGCUGGUGCACCUGUGGAGGUGCCGCAUAACUUCCAGGUGGACUUUGUCUGGAAGUCGACAUCUUUUGACCGCAUGCAGAGCGCCCUGAAGACGUUUGCUGUGGACGAGACCUCUGUGUCCGGAUACAUCUAUCACAAGCUGCUGGGUCACGAGGUGGAGGAUGUUAUCAUCAAAUGCCAGCUGCCCAAACGCUUCACUGCGCAAGGCCUGCCAGACCUCAACCACUCGCAGGUUUAUGCUGUGAAGACGGUGCUGCAGCGACCCCUCAGUCUGAUCCAGGGGCCUCCAGGAACCGGCAAGACUGUCACCUCUGCCACCAUCGUCUACCAUCUGGCCAGACAGGGCAAUGGUCCGGUGCUGGUUUGUGCUCCGAGUAACAUCGCAGUGGAUCAGCUGACAGAGAAGAUCCAUCAGACGGGGCUGAAGGUGGUUCGUCUGUGUGCUAAGAGUCGUGAGGCCAUCGAUUCCCCUGUGUCUUUCCUGGCUCUGCACAAUCAGAUCCGCAACAUGGACAGCAUGCCAGAGAAUAUUAAGCUGAUUCUGGUGGGUGACCACUGUCAGCUGGGUCCUGUGGUCAUGUGCAAGAAGGCAGCUAAAGCAGGUCUGUCUCAGUCUCUGUUUGAGAGGCUGGUGGUCCUGGGCAUCAGACCCAUCCGUCUGCAGGUGCAGUACCGCAUGCACCCGGCCCUCAGUGCAUUCCCGUCAAACAUCUUCUACGAGGGCUCUCUGCAAAACGGGGUCACCGCCGCCGAUCGCAUCAGGAAAGGCUUUGACUUCCAGUGGCCUCAGCCCGAUAAGCCCAUGUUUUUCUAUGUAACUCAAGGUCAGGAGGAGAUCGCAAGCUCUGGCACCUCCUAUCUCAACAGGACUGAGGCUGCUAAUGUGGAGAAGAUCACCACCCGUCUGCUGAAGGCCGGAGCCAAACCCGACCAGAUCGGCAUCAUUACACCAUACGAGGGCCAGCGCUCUUACCUGGUGCAGUACAUGCAGUUCAGCGGCUCACUGCACACCAAACUAUACCAGGAGGUGGAGAUCGCCAGCGUGGAUGCGUUCCAGGGCAGAGAGAAGGACUUCAUCAUCCUGUCUUGUGUCAGAGCUAACGAGCACCAGGGCAUCGGCUUCCUGAAUGACCCACGACGUCUCAAUGUGGCGCUAACCAGAGCCAGAUAUGGCGUGAUCAUUGUGGGCAAUCCUAAGGCUCUGUCCAAGCAGCCUCUGUGGAACCACCUGCUGAACUACUACAAGGAGCAGAAGGUUCUGGUGGAAGGACCGCUGAACAACCUGAGAGAGAGCCUCAUGCAGUUCAGCAAACCACGCAAGCUGGUCAACACCAUCAACCCUGGAGCCCGUUUCAUGAGUACCGCCAUGUAUGACGCGAGAGAGGCCAUGAUUCCUGGAUCCGUGUAUGAUCGCAGCAGCACCGGGCGUCCAUCUAAUAUGUACUUCCAGACCCAUGACCAGGUCGGCAUGAUCGGGACUGGGCCGAACCCGAUGGGCUCCAUGAACAUCCCCAUCCCAUUCAAUCUGGUCAUGCCUCCCAUGCCUCCACCUGGGUACCUGGGCCAGGUGAACGGACCUGCUGCUGGUCGUGGUGCUCCUAAAGGUAAGACCGGGGGUCGUGGAGGUCGUCAGAGGAACCGUGGCACCGGUAAUCACGGCAGCGGGCAGGCCAACAUGCCAGGCAGCCAGGCCAGUCAGGACCUGGUGUCCCAGCCCUUCUCUCAGGGUCCACUGACCCAGGGCUACAUCACCAUGAGCCAGCCGUCACAGAUGAGCCAGCCUGGACUGUCCCAGCCUGAGCUCUCACAGGACAGCUACCUGGGUGAUGAGUUCAAAUCCCAGAUGGACGUGGCGCUUUCCCAGGAUUCCACCUACCAGGGCGAACGGGCAUAUCAACACGGAGUGACUGGACUCUCACAGUACUAGAGUGUUGUUGGAACAGGAGCUAGGCCUGUGCUGAGCUUAGUUCAUCAGCAUUUUAAAUAUGGGUAAAUAUAAAAAAAGAACAAACAUGGAUGCCCGUUUACCACUGUUACAACUGAAGCACCAUGGUGUGAGAGCAACAGGAGAGAAUCAAACCAAUCACAGGAGGGAGUGAAGCUGGACAGGACGAAAGAGAACGUGUGAGUGGCGGACUACAUCCACCAUUCGUUGAGGACGGGGAGGAGAGGGGAGACGCAGUGUUAGGAGGAGACCAAACACGAGAUCUUCGAUCUGCAACUCCGCAACGUGGAGGAGGCUCCUGGAGCGCAGGGGCCCUUCCCGGCCUCCUCUCUCUCUCGCCUGGCUGCCGACGUCAGCCUCAGGCCUUGCCCUGCCAACAGAGACGGAGCCAAGAUGAAGUUCUCUUAAAACUACCUGCAAAAACCACGCUUGCUCUGUCGUCUCCACGAGCUGAGAGAGGGGGUGACGUAUUUCAAGUAAUUAUAAACGCUUUUCGAGCAGCUGAUUUUCGGGAAAGUAAGAGUUCCCCUCAAAGUUGACAUCUGACAUUCAGGUUCUACCACCGCUCAUCUUUGAGAGAACGGACGCCUGCGGCAAGAGUUUUCGCGUUUUGUUUCGGAGCGCCUCUUGUCUCCAACCCGAGGUGCUAGGACACUCUGAAGGACGAUUCAACUUUGAGGAACGUUUUCCGCCUGAAGUCCGGGAGGGUAGAGGUGCCGCGUCGAACGGAGGGCCCGUCACAUCUCAUCCGCUCUCCGCUAGGUGAUUUGGGGUAGAAAUGGCUUUGGGAUGUUUAAAAAUUCCUUUUAAGUGUUCUGUCCUUUGCCGAGGGACCGACGGAUCUAUCCUUUCUUAUUUUCCUCUGUUUUAAAAUGUUUUUUGUUCAACUAGAAUAAAAGCAGUGAAGUAGAACCGCUUGCUUGA